CUGCCUCAGCUAUAUAUAUAUGUAUAUAUAUUCCGCUCUUACACUGCCCUGAUCUUGACCCACAAGUUUUAGGAUUUAUUUUUCUGAUUUUGUCUCCUGUCUUACUGUGGGGAAGUGAGCGAAUGGCUGUAUGGUGCUGAGUUGCCUGAAGGGCUAAACCACAACAGGUGGCAAUGCCCCUGGGCUGUUCCCUGCCCCUGGAGGUGUCUGCAGGGCAGAGCUGAGCACACAGCACAGGGCAUGGGGUCUGUGAGCCAUGGCAGGGCACAUACAUGGGGACAGAGAAGCAGCUCCCAGCAGAGAGAGCUCGAGGCAGCAGAGAAGGGCAGGCACUAAGACAAAAUAUUUAACCAAAAUCCUGUGUCAGGGCAACAAGGGCACCUCUUGAUAUGUCGUGCAGUGGUGUCCCAGGCUUCCUUUACACUGUGGGACUCUGGCAAUGCAGUUAGUGGGGGUGGGAAAAGAUCUGACCCUCCCUUCACCAGAUAUGCCCUCAUUAGGACAUUUGAUGAAGUCCUUGAGAUGUCCUUCCAAGCUGUGAGCUCCUUCCAGGCUGCAAUUCCUCCCAUAGCAGCUCUGCUUUAUCUGAUGGAGAAGUACAGAAAUGUUAUGGGCAGGAAAAGGCUGUUGGGAUGGUGAAAGGAACUCCUUGGCUAGCAGUGGGGUGCUGACAACUUGCUCAGGUACCUGGAGGCAGGGUGAGGCACUCAGUGAUCUGCAGUUGAUGCCUGUGCUCUCAGAGGUGUUUGGUUUCUUCUCAGGGGGACACAGGACCGUAAUACCUCUCCAUAGCAAGAAGGAGCAAGCAUGGGGCAGCUGGGAACAACACCAAUGGACACACCAGCUUGCCUCACCCUGCACAAAACCAUUGCAAAUCUUUUGCCUGUCAGGACUCACAGAUGUUGUGCCUGAGUGCCCCACAGAUGCUCAGGAGCUCUGCCUUCAAAGAAAACUCCCCAGAGGAGGUGAUGGAGGUGGGACAAGGUGGGGCUCAAAGGGCUGUCCAAAAUACAAACAAACAAAGGUCUGAAGCUUAUUUCUGCAAGCGUCUUAGAAUUUGGGGUGCAGAUGCUGACAAGCCCUUCUGUGUUCAGAGGGAUUCCACCUGGGAGAUCCUGAAUAUCAGAUCUGGCCCCUCCAUCCCCUUGUUUUCAGAUACUACAGAAUUACAAAACCAACACCUUGGGAGUCUACAGGCAGAGGCCAAGCUCUUCAUGACACUCUCAGUCAGCCAAAAGUAGAGUUCCAGUAGGGAACUGCACAGUGGUCUUGCAAAAAAGGACAAAGGAUGAGUGUGUUGGGGGAGACAGUCUAUGAGAAAUGGCUUUGUUUUUUGCAGAGAAGUCUGUCCUAACCCUUUCCUGUCUUUUCGUUUUGGGACAGUUGCCUGGGCCCACAGGAAGAAAAUGUCCAACAGCAGCUCCAUCACUGAGUUCCUCCUCCUGGCAUUUGCAGACAUGCAGGAUCUGCAGCUCUUGCACUUCGCACUCUUCCUGGUCAUCUACCUGACUGCCCUCCUGGGCAAUGGCCUCAUUAUUACAGCCGUAGCCUGUGACCACCGCCUCCAUACCCCCAUGUACUUCUUCCUCCUCAACCUCUCCCUCUUUGACUUGGGCUCCAUCUCCACCACUCUCCCGAAAGCCAUGGCCAAUACUUUGUGGGACACCAGGACUAUCUCCUACUCAGGUUGUGCAGCCCAGGUCUUUCUGCUUGUUUUUUUGAUUUCAGGAGAGUAUUUUCUUCUCACUGUCAUGGCCUAUGAUCGCUACGUUGCCAUCUGCAAACCCCUACAUUACGGUACCCUUAUAGGUGGCAGGACUUGUGUCAAAAUGGCAGCAGCUGCCUGGGGCAGUGGCUUUCUCAAUGCCAUGGUGCACACCGCCAAUACAUUUUCUCUCCCCCUCUGCCACGGCAAUGCCCUGAACCAGUUCUUCUGUGAAAUUCCCCAGAUUCUCAAGCUCUCCUGUUCAGAUGCCUAUCUCACGGAAGUUGUGCUUAUUGUGGUUUCUGCAUGUUUACUCUUUGCAUGUUUUGUUUUCCUUUUGCUGUCCUAUGUGCAGAUCUUCAGGGCUGUGCUGAGGAUCCCCUCAGAUCAGGGACGGCACAAAGCCUUUUCCACAUGCCUCCCUCACCUGGCCGUGGUCUCCCUGUUUCUCAGCACUGUCAUGUUUUCUUAUCUUAAGCCUCCCUCCAUCUCCUUCCCAUCCUUGGAUCUGGUGAUGACAGUUCUGUACUCAGUGGUGUCUCCAGCAGUGAACCCUGUCAUCUACAGUAUGAGGAACCAGGAGCUCAAAGGGGCACUGAAGAAACUGAUCCUACUGGUGGUAAUUAAGAUGAAAUAAAGUGCCUGUCUCUCUCCACAAGUGAUCUCUGAUUGAUCUCAGACAAAUGUGCUUUGGGGCAUUCUGUCAUUGAUAAUCAUGGCUGUACACAGGUGCUUGCAUUCAUUCCAUUUCUGCAGGGAAUAGACUUGUCCCUGCAGUCAGACUGACUCAGAGGCCUUCUGUAAAUGAGCCUAUCAUCACAUGGCAGGUGGCCUCCUGUUUCUUCUUUUCAUUAAGAAAGGAUUUCUUCAGUGCAGAGGCUGGUAGUCAACACAAAAUAUUUUCCCUAUUCCUCCCUCACUUGUCCAUAGACUGCCUGUUUGUCAGCACCUCAUUUUUGCCUCCCUGAAGGCCUUCUCCAUCUGCUUUCUGUCAUCACAUCAGGUGCUGGCACUUCCGAACUCAGUAAGCUGUGAGUUCCAGGAGGCACUGAGAAAUUGACUACAGGGAACCUUGUACCAUCAACAAGAACCUGCUUCCGCUUCUCUGCACAAUUCUCAGAGUUUCUCUUUUCCUGUAGAUAAUGGUACCAACAGGUUAUUCCUUAGAUUUACACCAAUUCUCUUGAGGCUUUAGCUAAACACGUCUGAACCUUUCACAAAUGCUUUGAAUGUUGUACAAGAUCUGGCCUCACCGCCAGCAUCUCUGGAACAAAAGGGGUAUCCUGAGUGCACUGCCCAUGUUUCCUGAGGCACUGG
Messenger RNA from Anas platyrhynchos (mallard), 3022 nucleotides. RefSeq names its product olfactory receptor 14C36-like. Gene Ontology annotation, molecular function: olfactory receptor activity; G protein-coupled receptor activity. Gene Ontology annotation, biological process: G protein-coupled receptor signaling pathway. Lineage: Eukaryota; Metazoa; Chordata; Aves; Anseriformes; Anatidae. Gene Ontology annotation, cellular component: membrane. The record is from RefSeq and is a predicted model, not a curated record.